UUCGAGAGAGCGCUGCAGCGCGCGCUGUUUUCGGUUCCUCCUAAAAAAUAAAUAUUAAAAACAUCGAUAUAAAAAAAAUAAAACCUGCGGCAAUUGAAGGAAUUUUUCGAGGAACCGGUACGAAAAUUUAAAAAGUGCUAAAGUGUUAGUUUACCCCGAAAAACACAAGACUUAAAUUAAUAUUUAAUUAAUUAAAAACACGUUAUUUUUUAUAUUUUGUUAAAAUUAUAUCGAUUUUAUUCGCAUUCGAACAGUUAAAACUUGUUGUUUUCCGCAAGUGGGCGCGUUUUCAGUCGCUUUUCAUUUUCGCUUUUCCUGCGCGAGGAACGGGUUUUCCACCGAAGCCUUAUGUUGUUUCUUUUUUCUGGCUGAAAAACUAAAUUAAAACGAGAGGCUCUUGCGGCAAAUUAAUCGAUGUGCGGUGGAUACUUUUAAUUUGCAGAUUCAACAUCGAUUUUUCCUUUGAGCGCUCAGCUGCAAUGUGACAGUGUGUUGGUGUAUCUGUGUGUGUGUGCGAGUCCUGGCAAUACAAAUAAACCGUUGGGUUAGGUAAACGGAACAACAAAAGGAUACAAACAAGAAAAAGAGAGAGAGAGGGAAAAGGAGAACCUUCGACAGGAACUCGUCCUUCAAGUGAUCACUCAUUCAUGCUCUCCUUUUCUCCAGUUCCUGCAGCUGUCAUUGAAAUUCGCGCGUGUGUGUGUGUGGGAGAGAGAGAACUCCGGGGUGAUAAUUCCACAUUUAUUCCCAUCUCUCCAUCCUUCCCUCCGCUGUACGCGUGUGUGUUUGUGCAUUCAAUUUGCACAAAAUUUAAGCGCUAAAUUCGCAAAUUUCCGUCCGCGACUCGCUGCCAUCCAUUUUCUGCACUCCCCCCCCAAGAGAGCGAGGGCAUUAAUAGAAUUAUCAGGCAGCGGGGAACUAGCAAAAUCGAAAAGAGAAUGCCCUGGGAGGCCGUAGCGCCGCGACCCUCUGACAUUUCCAUCGUCGCCCACUGAAGAAGGAACAGCCGCAGAAACAACAACCUCAACAACAAUUCGACAAACAAACAAACAAAACAAAGAAAAAACAUAAAAACAGCGAACGAAUCAACGAACCAAACUCCAGCAGCCUCAAUCGCUGGCACAGUUUUACUCCUUCAACUCCAACUUCGUGGAGCUCGGCCAUGUCCGCCACUCUCUUCGAGAUGGCAUCGCAACCGGAGGAACAGCAGCAGCAGCAGGAGCAGAUGAUCUGCCUGGAGGAACAGCAGCUGGUGGUGGGCAUGACCAGCUCGGAGCUGAGUGAGUCGGGAGUGGCGCCCAGCAACUGCGAUGGCAGUGACAGUGGUCUUGACGUGGCCAGCAGUUGCUGCCUCUCGCGAGUUACCCUGCAACGUGGUCUCAGCAGCACCAGCGGUGGCUACACCAGCAGCAAUGGCCUGGAGGAUAUCUAUGAUAGUUGUGAGCUGAAGGUAACCACCACCACCACCACGGUGAUCCAAACCCCCAGUGAGGCGGGCAGCGAAAAGACAUCGCCGCCGCGAAGAACAAAUGGCUCCGUAAAAAAGAAGGUGGCCAUGUUCGAGCCCGAGCAGGCGGCAAACACUCCGGCCAAGGAUCAAUUACGAGGACGAGUGGCUAAUCUCAAGAGAGCGGAGAGCUUGCCACGGAAUAGUGCGGCGCCGGGGUCACCUGCCACACCUGCUAACAACAACAAAUCCCGUCUGUCCUCCGCGUCCUUCCGCGUGCCCAGUUCCACGGCCACGCCGACCUCCGCUCGCCUGGCACGCCCCCAGAAACCGGAUACCCUGCCCAAUGCCCUAAAUCGAGCGCAGUCUGUCCAGCGGCUAGCCCAGGUGCAGAGGACACCCUCGUUGAGCCGGGCCCGUACACCGGGCACUCCCUCCGACGAUGGUCGUUGGCCGGCAAAUCGGGGUGCAGCACGUCGUGGAAUGUCAGUGACCCCGGAAGUCACCGCGAACCGGAUGCGAGGCAGUCCAGCGCCCGGCGGAACUCUGCCACGACGCAGGAAGCAGCAGUCCGUGGAGGAUCUCACAGCUGGUCGCCUGUCUAGAAGCAACUCCAUCAGUCGUGCGGCCGCUGUGGAUGCCCGCAUGACCUCGUCGGUGAUGGUGGUACCUACAAGUCGCAGGAGCUUGGCUCCCGCCACCGCCAAAGUGAACUCCUUGCGGAGGCCCCAGCCGGUGGCGCCCAGGACGCGAAUCUAUCAUGAGACUGCGGUACAAACGGCGUUGACCAGCGAAGAUUUGGAGAAGGUCCUGGGCGGUGGUCUCCUGCAGACACGCGCCCUGGAUGCAGUGGAGCAGCGAACUCAAAGCACUCAGGCGGAACCCGAUCAGAGAGACUCCGAGAUAGAGCAACUUCGUCAGGAGGUUCGCCAGCUGAGUGGCAAGCUCCAGCGGGAGCGGGAGGAGAAGCUGGCCAUGCAGCAGGAGCUGCAUCUGAACACGGAGCGGGUCAUGGGCAUGUUGGAGCUGGCCCGAGUGGUCAGUGCGAGUGCCGGAACACCCACAUCGGAUGACAGCGGCGAUGGCAGUGGCCAUGACAGUCUCCUGAUGCUGGAGUCGCAGAUCCAGAUGAGCGGCCACGAGCUGUUCGAGCGCCAGCAGGAAAUAGGCCAGCUGAGGGCCAUGUGUCGUGCCCUCCAGAUGGAGAUGCGCCGAUCCUUGGCUACCCAGCAAGUCCUCCUCCAGGAGAAGGCUGCCAUCGAACAGGAGUCCAGCGAGCUGCAGGAUUUCCUGCAGCAUGAGAAGGCAGCACAGUGCGAUGCUCUGCGGGAGCUGGAGGCGGAGUACCAGGCGGUCAAGUCGCAGCUGACCAAUCGGGAGGAGGAGACCAAGGUCCUGCGGGACGAGUGCCGGCAUCUGGUGAGGCUCAACGAGCAGCGCCGCCAAGAGAACCGUCUGUUGCAAACAAAGUACUCCGCCCUGGAAAACAAGUCCCGGGAGCUGAUCCAUCAGCAGAAUGCCUCAGUGGCAGGAGCCUCCACAGCUCUCUCGGGACUGCACUCGCGUCUGGACGGACUGGUGGAGCAGCUGGUCUAUUCCUACAGUAUUUCCGAGCAGGACUUGGAGGACAUUCGCUUCCAGGCGGAGUCGGAGCAGGUUCAGAACGGCCAAAGGCCUAAUGGCCUGGACCUGCCCAUUUGUCCCCCAGCUAAUGGCGAUGCCAUCCACACCCUCGUCCUGGCCAGUGAUGGUUCCCUGUCACCGCAGCGAAAUCAGUCCUUUAUUGCCGCCGUCAUUGGUGCCAUUCGCCAGGCCACUACUCACUCCGGCAAGCGACUCUCCCUCCGCCAGGCGGGUAAACGGAAUGGAGUGGGAGGAGGCUCUGCCCAGGCCACGAGCACAGCGGGAGCCACGGGUCAGGAGCCACAAGGCAAUGGGGACGACUCUGACUCCACGGAAAUGCUGGACUCGGAGACGGAACCCUGCCUUCUGAUGAUGGACAACGUGUUGGAGGAUGUCGUACACCCCGACUCCCAUUCCCACAACAUGGUUUCCUCCUGCACGGGGAUGAUCUCCCAAAUAGAGUUGCCCACGGAAUUGAUUAGCCAGUGCAGCCAUCACAAUAAUAUCAAUGGAUGUGGAGGCGAUGAUUCCCUGCAGCAGCUGUCCCAGGCCAUCACCAAUCGCCAGCAAAUGGAGCUGCACAUGCAUAAGAUGAGUGCCAUGCCCAUGAAUCCCCGCGAUCAGUGCAACACGGAGGAGCUGAGCUGCCACGAUUCGCUGGCGGAGCUGACGGAACUGCCCUCUCUGAUGGAGUACAGCACUGCCCAGGCAGUCGUAGAUCAGGUGAUCGAAGUGGACACCUUGGUGACCAAAUUGCUCAAGGUCCUGAGACUGGUACAGCUGGACAACGACAACUGCAUACAGCAACUGAUCGUUGACAAGAACAAGCUGCAGCAGCACAAGGAGGACAUGCUGGAGAAACUAAAAGACUUGGAGGACGUCAAUCUGAAGCUGCAGGACGAACUCAUGGACGCCACCCAGGAGCUGAUGAUCAAGGGCAGCGAUCUGAGCGGCGCCAAGGCCGAGAUGCAGCGCCAUCGCAACGAGAUCGACCGCUUGAACGAGGACAUCUGCACCCUGAGCACGCUGUGCAGCAGCUACAAGAAGCUGUCGCCCACCACGGAGUUUCCGCCCAUGAGGCUGCUCUCGCCGAAUCAGGACUCCGAGCAGGGCGACACUUUGGGCAUACUCAAUCUGCUCAAGAUGUGGCAGGCGGGCGGCCAGUUGCAGGACCCAAGGGUCAGCGGAUAUCUUCAGAAUGUCAAUGGUAGUCAGGUACAAAAUUCGCCUCAGGAUAACAACAAUGUGGAACGCCUUAGGAUCUAUGCCAAUCAACUGGAGCACGUUUCCCGCGUCCUGGACGAUGGCCUGCCCAUGGAGCUCCAUGCUCCGCUCCAGCAGCUGCGACAGGACAUCGAGGUGGUCCGCACCAACGCGAGUUGGACGCAGCUGCUCGAACAUAACGAAACGGAUCACAAUGCCAAUGGCGAUGUGUCCACGCCUUGAACUGUGUCAAAAAGGAAAGGGAAACUGUUGUUAAUUGUCCAGUUAACUACUUAUUAGGACUUGAGCGUUGUUUAAUUUUACGUAGUUAGUUACAAAUGUUUGCGUCCAAUUCGAUUCGGUAACGAGUGUGCCAUCGAUUGCAGCUCUAGAUGUUUUAACCACGUCCAAAGGAAGGCAUAUUUUAACGAGAUCAUUGCCGCAUUCCACACACAAACUAGACGACUUCCUUUGACCUCCGCACAGGUGAUCUAGGUAGAUCUAGAUCUAAUGCGAGUUUAGGUUAGAUUCGCUUUUAAAUUAUAUAGCAUACCCAGCAGCAUUUUUAUUUUCUCUGCUGCAUACUUUUCGUCUUGAGUUUAUUUUUUGCAGCCCUGUUCGAAAUUAGUGGGUUAAAAAAAGUAUUAUGAGAAAUCUUAUUAUUAAAUUUAUCCUAGACUUUAAAUUAAAAUUUGUUGAGAUAGCACCCUCUAAAGGAGUCCAUCAUGCCACAACACAAAGCAGAUUCAGUAGAAUUUUAGCUUUGUUCAAAGAUAACAUUGCUUAUGAGUAAACGGCAGAUAUUCCUCGGGAUAUCUAGCUUGCCUCAGACAGAAUUCCUUGCCGCAUUGCCAAAAUUAUGAUAAUUGCAGCCACAAUU
Drosophila kikkawai is the source of this 5153-nucleotide messenger RNA. It is a transcript of the gene corn, whose product is annotated as microtubule-binding protein cornetto. The record is from RefSeq and is a predicted model, not a curated record. Lineage: Eukaryota; Metazoa; Arthropoda; Insecta; Diptera; Drosophilidae.